This is a messenger RNA of Chlamydomonas reinhardtii, 1555 nucleotides long. RefSeq lists its product as uncharacterized. The record is from RefSeq and is a predicted model, not a curated record. Lineage: Eukaryota; Viridiplantae; Chlorophyta; Chlorophyceae; Chlamydomonadales; Chlamydomonadaceae. The transcript has 4 exons. Bases 174 to 914 code for a protein of 246 amino acids.
CAAUACGAAAACGGACAUUUAUACUUGUAUCAGCCCAAUCCAAGCACGCGCGCUGAGCUUUGCCUUAGUUAGCAACCUGUAAAGUUAAGCAACAAGUCAAAAUGGUUUGGCAGCCUACUUCAGGUCAAAGUGCUAUUGACCAAGAUAUUAGGGUAGGGACACAACGGGGUUCCAUGAACCAGAACCCGCUCUUGGCGCACGCGCCGCUCGGCACUGUAAAGCCCGUCCUGUUCAACAAUCCUCCACCUGAGAAAGUCUUCGGUUACACGCCGGCUAAGGACCCGGAGGGCGCGCGCGAAGUGAUGAUGGUGUGGAAGGGGCACAAUGCCAGUCCUGGCAAAGACGAGGUGAAGCCGUCCCCGGACUUUAAAACGCUCAACAAGAUGGCGGUGGCAAGCGGCCUCUCCACGGCAAAGGACCUCCCGGCGUUCCGGAAGGAGCACGCGGACGUGAAGCUCAAAACCGCGCACGAGGUGAACGCCGCCAGCCCCACGCGCCGCUCCAACCUGCCCACCAUCCCGCCCAGCAAGCAGGGCAACAUGUUUGGCAUGCCCAGCGGCUACCGCACGGCGGAGGUGGUGCGCUCGUUCGGGCCGGAGGAGCCGCCGGUCAAGUACCUGGUGCAGGGGGCUUACCAGGACGAGUGGGUGCGCAAGAACCUGGAGGCGGAGGCGGCGGGCAGCGGGCGGGGGCGGCCCUACAUCCCGCCCGCCCCCACCAAGGCAGUGCUGGGGCACUCGUACGGCGCAUCGCGCUACCUGCAGCCGCCCAACAACGAGGAGCCCUGGAAGAUGAGCAAAUUCAAGACGGUGGGGCCCAAGGUCACGCAGUACAGCGGCGGCAGCGUGCGCGCGUCAAGGACGGCCCCGGCGGACGGGGAUGAGUACGCGGCGGCCGAGGCACCCGCGGAGUAGAGGCGAGGUGGGAGGGACUCUGCGAGGGGCGGGCUACUACGUGUGGCCGCAGCAGGACUGUAGUGUUUACGUCGACUGCAUGUAUGUGUUACGAAUGUUAAACGUGUGUGUGUGUGUGGGGGGGGGGUCCUACUGAGAGGCCGCGUCAAGUGCCACUGUGCCAGCUAAGGGUUGUGGACCACGACGCUUACAGCAACAGCAGCGUGCAGGUGGAGCUUGAUGGCUGGGGUUAGGGGUUAGGCAGGCUGAAGCUCUAGCUGGAUGUAGUUUGUGGCGACGCUAACUAUGCAAGAUGAAUGUGCGACCCAUGCGCUCAAGGGCUGCUGCCUGAAGCGCUUCAGAGAUAGGCUGUGAUAUACCGCAAUGUAUACUGGUAAGUGUGUGGGUGCCAGCACGACGAAAGGGGAGGCCCGGCUGGCGGCUGGAGGUGCGUGUCAAGGUGGCCCACAGAGUUUCGACCGAGGACAUAAGUAUCCGUAUGAUGGUCAUGUCGAAUCCAUGAACGCUUUGAAAUUUUCUGCUUCGGAGGACGUGGCGUGGCGGCACAGCCCACUUUUCCCUUGCAAGGGAGAGCCACCUUUUCUUGUCUGCUUCGGCGAUAGCAACGCGUAAUCGGGACCUGCAGUAACGCAGUACGCUUU